GGAAGGGCUUCUUCACACGCAGCAAAGCGCCGAGUGAAAUCGUGAAUUGCCCGCCUGGAGUGCGGAUCCUCUAUCCCCAGAAAAGAAAACACAAUAGACUCCGCCAGUGAGCUGCGGAACUCCUCACACACAAACUCUGCUCUCGUGCCAUGAGAGAAAUCCAAAGUCCGACGUGACGUUGUGUUUUGGAAACUUGUCCGAUGCCGGGCUCGCAUUAAUAUAUCGUUGAUUUGUGGAACCCUCGUCUAACACCAAUUUCUACUCCAAGAACUGACAAAAUGGCCGACGCGGCCAUGGAACAACUGCCCUUGCCCACAAGCCUUGCAGAGGUUGAAGCACUAAUCCGGGCUCUUUACCAGCCAAACCCUCCCGAGACCAUCUCCAAGAUCCAGGAGGUUCUGCACCGGCUGCAGAGGUCGCCCGAAGGAUGGCAGCUCGCCCAGAGUCUAAUCUCUCACCGAGAGGAUAAUAUUAGGUUCUAUGCUGCCCUGACGCUCAUUAUCAAGCUCAACAGGGAUACCGCCGGCCUGGGCGAGGACGAUGCCAAGGGCCUCCUCGAGAACCUCAUCGGAUGGGUCAUUCAGUCCCUUGCCGACGGCGCAGCCAACUUUGUCAUCAAGAAGCUGUGUACUGCGCUGGUCACCUACUUCAUGCACUUUUCCCAUCUGUGGCCGAAUUGCAUCCGCCACUUCAUUUACUGCCUGGAUCUAGGCCACGGCGCUCCGAUUGAUAGCCUGGACGAUGCCCUCGGAACAGACAUCCUCGUCACCAAGCUGGAUCGCCAGAAGCUGAGGUUGGCAACAUGGUUCGCGGCCUCGUUGGUCGAAGAGGUUGGCAAGACCGACAUGACCGCACCCAAAUUUGUCCAGGUACACGGCCGGCUGGUCAAGAACGGCUCCGAUGUGGUUUGCCUGCUCGCCCGCGGCUUCUCCCCGCCGCCAGAUAGUCCCGAGUUGAAGAUUCAAGGAGAGGCGCUCAGCUGCUUUCAAGUCUGGAUUCUGUAUGCCCAGCGAGCAUCCCCCAACCCCGAGCUUGUUGCUCCACUGAGACAGCUGGUUGGCGCUGCCAUCAAUUGUUUCGCAGAUGAAGACCUCUUCCAGCCCACCGCCGAGCUCUUCACUGACGCCCUUGGCAACUACUCUUCCUUUUUCACCGACGAGCACUACGACACUCUUGCUGCCCUUUUCGAAAGCCCCUGGGCUGCUGAGCGCUACCAGCGCAUUAUCCACGGCAACCAUCAUGAGGAGGGCAUCUCCUUUGGCCUGCUGAUGCUGGCCUACGGAGACGCCAAGGUGCAGGAUCUCAUGCACAGCACUGACAGCCGCUCCCAGGGCUUUCUUGUGCGCCUGAGCGGCCUAUUGGCCGCCGACGGCUAUCUUGUCGGCGACGACACCAUUUUCGUCCCGGCUCUCGAAUUCUGGUCCACUUUUAUCGAGACCAUGAUCGACACCACAUACUCGGACGAGGAGGCUGCACGAGACUGGAGGCCGUAUGCCGAGCAGCACCUCAAGGCCGUGGUCAUGAAGUGCUGGUGCAAGAUCCAGUGGCCCCCGGCCGAGAUAUUCGCAGAAUGGGACUCGACCGAGCGCGUCGCAUUCGGCGAUGCGAGAAAGGAUGUCACAGACAUGCUCCAAUCCGUUUUUACCCUCGAGGGUACGAGCCUCGUCUCUUUCUUUGCCGGCUUGUUCCUCCAAGCCCUUGCUGCCCAGUCCUGGGCUGAGCUCGAAGCCUCGGCCUUCUGCCUGGGUGCCCUAUCCGACUGCAUCUCGGACGAGGCCACUUAUGAUCACGAGCUAAGCAAGAUCUUUGCUUCUCCCUUCUUUGAUCUCCUAGGCCAGGCCCAAGGCCCGAUCCCUCUUCGCCUCCGCCAGACAGGCUUGGCCCUGAUUGAACGGUACUGCGAAUAUUUUGAGCGGAAUGCUCAGUACCUUCCCAAUGCUCUCAAUUUGCUCUUCGCUGCCGUCGGCGAUUCUGUUCUAGGGGGUCCGUCGGCAAGGUCCAUUUCUACCCUGUGCUCCUCAUGCCGCUCCAUCCUUACUGGUGAAGCCGGCGCCUUUAUCAGGCACUACCAGACCAUCCGCAGCAGCCAGGUGCUCGACUCGCUGGCUGAGGAGAGGAUCGUCCUGUCAAUUGCCUCCAUCAUCCAAGCCAUCCAAGACGAGACCCAGACACUGGGCAUGUUCGAGGAGCUUUACACCAUUCUCAAGAGAGAUUUUGAGCUCGCUGUGCAGCUCAAAGCAGAACCCAGCCUUCUGAACCUCCAAAAUCCGGAUUUCCUAAGAGGCCUCGACCCGCCCAACCCACAGUCUAUACCCCCGACGGAAGAGAUUGCACUACAAAUUGCUCUGAGAUCCAUGAGAUGUCUCAGCAGCAUGGCUAAAGGCAUGCAGGACGUCAAAGAGUACCUGGUCGACAUAGACAGCGAACCGCAGUCGCAAAGCGCAAACAGCCGGCUCGUCGGCUUGCAAGAGAACAUCAUGCGGGUUUUGGUAGAAGUCCAGAGGGUAUUCAACACCAGCGGCGAGGUAGUAGAAAUCAUCUGCAACAUCUUCCGCGCAGGCUUCUCCGAGACCCAACCCGGGCCGUUCGUCUUUCCGCCGGAGGUGGUCACAGACUACUUCGUCCAGCAGCAGUUCGAGACACCGCGGGUUGGAACCCUGCUGAGCACGGCGUGCUCGUUCGUCGGGAGUCUGUACCGGGGACCCAAGGUCUACGUGCCGGCGCAACUUACGAGGCUUUUGCCAUGGGUGAUUUCCAUCCUCCAAACGUUACCAGAACCCGAAGCCGACACCGAAAUCUCCCUCAAUGGCAUCACCUUCGUCGACAAGCUCAUGUCCAAGUACCCCGACGUCCUCUUUCAGCCGCACCACGCCCCACUCGUCGAGUUCUUCUUCCUCUUCUCCAUCAAGGUCCUCGACGGGACCGAACCCUUGCCCAAGGGCGCCGCAGCAGAGUUCUGGGCAAAUUUCAUCACCCUGAAACCCCCCAACCCGGCCUUACAACAAACCGUCUCGUCCGCCAUGAACCACCUCGGCCCGCUCCUCGCCGCCUCGCUCGUCCGCAACAUCGGCGGCCACGCCGCGCGCAGCGAGCUUGACAAGCUGUGCGAGCCGCUCAAGAAGCUGGUGACGACGCGGCCCGAGGCGCAGGCUUGGUUGCAGAGUUCGCUGCUGGCGUCUCCGGUUGGCGGUGAUGCUGGUGCGGCGUUGCCAUUUCCCGGGGCGGAAAGGGUUGGGGUGGAGGAGAGGGUUGGGUUUGUGAAAAGGGUUGUUGGGUAAGUUGUUGCGUUCUGUUCUGAGAUUUUUCUGUGGUGUAUAAAGUAAACUCUGAGUUGCUGAUGAUGUGUUCAUAAAAAACAGGUUGAGAGGUGCGCGGGCGACGAACCAAAUGGUGAGGGAAUUUUGGAUGGCUUGCCGUGGGUUAAAUUAUGCAUAUGCCUCUUAGUCAAAGCAAAGCU
This is a messenger RNA of Parathielavia appendiculata, 3457 nucleotides long. RefSeq lists its product as uncharacterized. The transcript has 7 exons. The record is from RefSeq and is a predicted model, not a curated record. Gene Ontology annotation, cellular component: cytoplasm. NCBI's taxonomy places the organism in Eukaryota, Fungi, Ascomycota, Sordariomycetes, Sordariales, Chaetomiaceae. Gene Ontology annotation, biological process: protein import into nucleus. The coding region runs from base 279 to 3278 and encodes 999 amino acids.